Molecule: messenger RNA, 16586 nt
Organism: Cinara cedri
Lineage: Eukaryota; Metazoa; Arthropoda; Insecta; Hemiptera; Aphididae
Source: the annotation of a GenBank genome assembly
UGUCUAUCUAGGUUUUAUGUCUACCUAUAAAACCUAUUAUAUAUCUUUGUCCUUUUUAUAAAGGAUGACAAUAUUAUCACUAAAUAUAGGAACGUUCUUUUAAUUUUAAAUUUUGAUUUUAGCUCAUUGUCAUUCGUAACCCAAUCAUCAAGAUUCAACUUAAAAGUCAUAAAACCAUGAUUACCAUAGCAUAAACCUAUGUCAUUCGGUCAAUAGAAAAGACGGAAUUUUUAAACAAGGAGUUAUGAAACAGUUUAAUGUUAAACUAAAUAAUACAUUUUAUUUAUAAAUUACAUAGGUAACAUACUAUUUAAAUAAAAAUGUUUAAUUUUACAUUCAUUCAGAAGUUUAAAAUUGUAUUUGUUUCAGUAUCUACACAGUAUCAAUCAUGAAUUUUUAUCCGAAAAAACCUAGCACAGUUUUAAAACGUCUCAGUUCCGCUAGUGAAAAUAACAAACCUAGAGAAGAUCUACAAGAAGAUAUAAUAAAAAUUGACCAACAUAAGUGUGUAUACAUGUUCUUAAUUACUAGGGUUACUUAAGUUAUAGGAAAUAAAAUUGGAGAAAAAUGCAUGCAAAUUUGCACAAAAAAAUUUAACAUUAUUUUAUUUUUAAAUGAUUUGAAAAAAAGUUACAUUCUUAUGAACUGGUAGUUAAUAAUUAAUACAUUUUUAAUAGUAAAUAAUAGACACUAAAAAAAACCAUCUGACCAUCUGAAUAUUUUCAACUGUGUAUAAAUUUAAAAAAAUAUAUGUACAUGGUGAUUCAUUUAAAAUUGUACACAUAAUAUCUCGAAAAGUAUUUAAUUUUUUUCAAUUUUUUUUUUUAUGAACAUUUAAGAAAUAAGUUGUUAAAUUUUAAAAUUUACUUUAAUUUUUGGUAAUGAAACCACUACCUGCAUUUGAUUUUCAAAUGAAAACAUACAUUAAAAAUUCCAUAAAUAUAUUGAGUAUUAUUUAAAAUAAAUUGUGGUGCAAAAAUGGUUGAUUUCCUGUUGACGAGAUAUGCAACUCAAAAAUUUGGGUAGGUAGAGAGUAGUGGAGCAUCUUUCAAAUUUUUUUUCCAGUGAUACUUAUUUUAUUAUAGUUCAUUGUUUUAUUGUAAUAAUUCACUUAUGUUUUUAUAUGAGUAAAUUUUGUUGGUAUAUCAUUAAGGGUAAAUUUUUUAAGGAAUGAUUGAAAUUCAAUGUUUUUGAUUUUGUGUAAUGGUAUAUUGGCAUACAACAUAGCCUUAUACAAAUCUUUCAAAAACAUUUUCUUGAUCGUUUACUAGUCUCUCAUGUUUGCUUGUUUUUAAAUUCCGUAUAACAGUAAAUCUUUUACUACCAUUAACCUUGACUUUGUAAAUUUUACAAUAUAAAAUAGUACCAUCUGUAGAAAAAAAAAUUUCCCUAAAUUCUAUUAUGUUUUUCAUUAAUCAACUUUUACUUUUGGCAUUUUAAAUCAAUUUAACAUUCAAUUGAACAUACCCUAGAGUAUAAUACAGUGAACUAAACUUUAUUUUUGAUUGUUGCAAAGGAAAAAAUAAUCGCAUUAUAGUUAGAUACAAUAAUCUAUUGUUAUAAUUAUAAAAAAAUAAAAAUAAUAACAGAAAACCAAAUACGAUAAAGUUUCUCCAUGUCUUGAUAAGUAUUAUUCUAUUCUAUUAUAUUUAUAUUUAAGUAUUAUUUGAUAAUAAAUAAAUAAUACUAUGUAUAUAGCAAUGAUAAAAUUAUAUAUUUUACAUUUUAAAUUUGAUUGCUAUAUUAUCAAAACUACAGGUUUUGUGUUGAAGUAUUGUUUUAUGAAAUAUAUUUUAUUAAAAAUAAAUAUGAUUUAACUAAAAAUGCAUUUAUAUACACAAAAAAUCAAUAAUAUGCAAUUCUUAAAAAAAUUAUCAAAAUAUAUAAAAUAUGCAAAAAAAAAUAUGAACUCAGUAAGAACUCAUUUUUAGCUUUCCUAUCUAUAAAUUGGAGACAGAUAAAAAUACGAAAUUACUGCAACUUCUCAUCUUUGCUUAUUGAUAUUAAAUUAAUUUUUCUCAGAAUAGAUUUCUUCAAAAUACAACUGUUAUAAUACAAUAAAAUAAAUAUUUUAUACAUUAUUUAUUUAAGUCAUAAGAUAUGGAUAUUUACCUAUAUUUAUUUUUAUUUUAGUUCAUCUGAAAGUUGUUUUGAAAAUUUAAAAAAAAAUGAAGAUAUGUCUUGCGAAAUACUUCAAACUACACUUAAUAUAAAAUGUAUGUACUUAGUACAAUUAGUUAUACUAUAUUUUUACAUAUGUUUGUUCUUUGCUUUUUUCUAAAUAACAUUUGUUUUCAUAAUUUAUUUAGUUAAAAUUAUAUUAAUAUGAUUGUUCUUUUCCCUGAAUAGAAUCACAAAAUUUUGAAAACAAUAAUAAUAUUGAACAACUGUUUUAUAUCCACAGAAUGAGUACAAUCAUUAAUUUUACUAAUUUAUAAUUUUUCUGUACAUUGUUUUAACUAAAAAUGAAGACUAGACAUUAUUUUUUUUUGUUAAAAGCCGACAGGCUAGUUGGCAGCAUUCCUUCAUUCUUCUCGCUUUUCUAAGUUGUGCAUCUUAUAUAUCUGUCUAUUUGAUCUAUGUAAUGAAUGGUGGUAUUCCUUAGUUCUUCCCUUUUAUGGAUUCUUCCCCUCUAUUGUUCUUCCUAGUAGAUUUUUUUGUCAUAGCCCAUGUUCAAUUAAUUUAGCUCUAAAAAAUAGAUUAAAUUUUUUUAUAAUAUAUAUAAAAUAAAAUACCAACAUUUUAACAUUUUUCAAAUUAACUUACUUUCAGCAUGCCAAAAAUAUGAGCCAAAAUUAAUAAGUGAAACAAAAAACUGUGCUAUUAAAAAGAAAAGCCAAACUGCAUCUACUCAAAAAGUUUCAAAACCUCAAAAUUCAAACUUUGUAAGUACAUUUUUUGUUUACAUUUUAUAGUAGUUGAAUAGCAGUUGCUCAAUCAAGAUAAACAAACACUUUAAAUCAGUGUUUCCUAACCUGGGUGAUGUUCACAAAUUUCUGGAUAAAUACAAUUUGUAUUUUUAGAUUAUUUUUAUUUUACUAUGUUGGGGGAAAAAAUUAACAAUGAAUGAUCAGUCAUCAGAUAGGUUUGUUUGUUUAUUGGCCUUUAUGCGAAUAUUAUAAGUAUUAAUAGGAAUCUUUUUGCUGAUGAUUAUUUUUUUGUUAAGUUAGGUUAUUUCUUAGAUCAUAUACAAUAUACAAUAUACAAAUAGUAUAUGAUUUAAAGGUUAGUUAAUUUUUUUUGUUGUUAAGAGGAGGGAGGGUUGAGGUUUUUGAAAAUCUUUAUCCUCUCCCCAAGGAUGGGAAUCACUGUAGUUUUAUUGGUAUAUUACUGUAAUUAUAUAUAUUAUGUUACCUAUUAAUGUAAUACUCAUAUAAUGUACAUUUAAUCUUAGUCAUUUUAAUAUAAACUGCAAGAUUUUCCAUUUAUAAACUUUCUUAUAAAAAGAAGUAAUUAUUAAAAUUCUUUAUUUUACAAUAUAUGAAACAAGAAGUGUCUUUUUCAAAAAACUAAAUGGGUUUACUUAUUAUGCAAUAUUUAUCUUACAUUAUUUAAUGGUUUGUGUGUAUUUUUGGAAGGAAAAUUUGAUCUAGACACAUAAUUAGGUAACUAAUUAAAUGUGAAAUUAAUUCAUAAACACAUAGUAGUUGAUACAUUUAUUUAUUUCAGAAAAGAUCUACUAAAGAGAACAUAAUUCAUUGCACUUCUAAUAAAAAUGUGAAACCAAGAUUGGAAGAUAAUGAAAUAUUAAGUAAGGUUUUUUUUUUAAAUAUAAUAUGUGGCUUAAAUUACUAAUAAUAUUCUAUUGGUUUUUAAAGAUCCAAGUUUAACAAAAAAAAAUGAGAAUUUGUGUAUUGAUGAAAAUAUUGCACUUGAUGCUGAGGUAAGAAUAAUUUAUUUUUAUUUACUAAUUUGUGUCUGUGCUUAAAAUAAUGCAAAUCACAUUUUAGGAGGCCUUAUCACUAACAUUUGCUUUCUCAGUUUAUCUCACACAUAAUAUAGCAAAAGACAUUCUGAAAUUCCCCUAUUGAAACUCUAGUUAGGUUUAGGGUAUAAAGAAGAGUAUUUUCUAUGGGUUGUAUGGAUUGUUUAAAUAUUUUGUAUUUUUUCAUUAUAUGCAUGUUUUAAUUUCUCUUAAUUUUAAAAUAACCUAAUAUGAAAUACAAAUAUUUAAAAAAAAAAAUCAUUCAUUGUAUCUACAGUCUAUAGAUGGUCCCAUGAAGAUAUACUUAUUGUGAUACCUUGGAAAAAAUUAAUUUAUGUCAGAAUUAUAGAUUCAAUGCAUAGUGAGGGAUCUAUUGGUUUAACUAUGUUUUGUUUUGGAUGUAGUUGCUCAAGAAGUAAGUCAUUUUAUGAUUUUUAAAUUCGUUUUUAAAAUAGUUGGGAAACCCAGAAAAAGACUAUGAUAAUUUCAUUAUUUAAAAUGAGUACACUAUAUUUUCUACCACAAAUAUUGCUCCAAUAGUAAAACAACAAGAGAACUUUUUUGUUAUAGUUUUAAUCUAGUUGGUGACCAUCUUAAGUAUUCUAUGGGGAAUUUGUUUUUACAAUUUGAAAAUAAUACAUUUCCUACAUCACCCCCUCCUCCGGUUCCUACAUUAUUUCUGGUUUCUCCUAUUUAUUAUUAUUUUCAGUUUUGUUCAAUUAAAAUAACUAAAAAGUCUAUUUUUAGUUUCCUUUAAGUUUUUCUAAUAAUUGAGAAAACCGAAAUAAACAUAGAAUUUUUAGAACAUUUUAUGAGAAUAAGAGUUUUAUUAUUUUAAUUUGUUUUUGUUUUUUUGUUAUUCAGUCAAAAAUACUUUUAUUGACAUUUUAAAUUGUUGAAAUGCUUGAAAAUAUGAAAAAUGUUUAUUUUAAGUCAUACUUAGUAGUAAAAAAAAUAAUUGAGUUUAAUGCAUUAAUUUAUUUUUCAUAAACAUUUUAAGAUCAAAUUUUGAUGAACAUCUUAAAAAUUACAGCAUUUCAAAAUAUGUCUUACUAAACUUUUUCAUUAGAAAUGGUUUAUUUUUGGUAGCAGGUAUAAUAAAUAAUUUUUAUGUAUCCUACUUUCUCAAAUACACAUCCACCUACAGCAGUGGUGCAACCAACCCCAGUAUCAGCUCUUUUUAGAUUCUAAGUUAAACAAAAAAGCUUAUGGUUUGACAAAGAUGCUUAUUUUUUCAUAUUAUAUCUGUUACCAACUUUUCUACCAGAAAACUUGCUCGGAUUUCUAAGUGUAGCACAUUUUCUAAAAAGAAAUCGGUGUGUGGAGGUACUUUAGGAAGGUAAUUUUUCGAUUUUCUCAGCAAAUGUGAAAAACACUGAAAAAACAUGGGAAAAUUGGUACAACAGUAAAUAAAUAUUAUUAAAGAAAAUAUAUAAAGCCUAUUUAAUUAUUUUACUAUAAAAUUACAUAUAUUGUUGACAAAGCAUCACUAUCAUCUGAACUCCAUUUAGAAUAAUUUUUCAUAAUCAAUGGUUUAUCAUUACUUACAAGUAUACAUUAAGUUAUCUAUAACAGUGUCUGCGCCUGUCCUCAUUAUCCUUGGACUUUUUUUUUUUUUUUGUCAAUUUAAGAAACUAACAUCUCAAAAAUGUUAUAUUACUAUUUUUUGUUGGGUUGACAUAGUUACUUACUUUUGAUUUUCAAUUCAAUUUAUAUAACACACUGCCAGUGGAGGCUGUAGCAGUAGCAGUUUAAUAGAACUCAUGCAUUCUUAUUGGAGACUAUACACAACAGUGGUACAGUGGCUGUGGUAAAAUAUUGUGUCACAGUUUUUAUAAAAACUGCAUGACCCUUAUCAUUACUGGUCUUUUAUUUUUUUUCAUCAUUUUUUUAAAUAGACACAUUCAAAAUGUGAAUAAAUGUAAAAAAAAACUAAGUAUAAAAUCUAUAAUAUAGUAAGUACAUGAUAUGAUGAAACAUUCAUAACAUUGGGGUCUUAAAUGUAUAGUUUCCAAUUAAUUGAUUAAACAAUAUUUUAUCGGUGUAUUCUUAAGAACCGAACCCUUAAAUUGACUUGGUGGAGCAUCAACAAUUAAAAAUCGAUUAUAAUAAUGUUAUUGACAAAUAUAAGAUAUAAGCGUGUAGGCAGUGCUAGAUUAACCUAUAAGCAAAUUAAGUACUGCUUAAGUCUUAAAAAAAUUCGGCCUGUAAAUUUUUUUUCAUUGAAAAAUGUACAAUUUGUAGACUUGCACUUUAAGUUGAUAGUCAGAUUAGACCCAGCAUCAGCCGAAUAUUUAUCGGACAGCAUCUGCCAAAUUGGACCUUUUAGUCUUUUAUGGACAACAAAAAUGAUUCGCUUACAUCAGGAUUUCGGUUGAAUUCACCCAAAAUUAUACAGUACCCAUAUACACAUGUAUUUCUAUAUAACAAAAUAUUUUGUUUUCAUCCAACAUCGACUGUAUAUGACUGAAUUUACGAGAUUUAAUGUGACCACUUAAUAUGUAUAAGAAUAAGAUGAUAGACGAUCUAAAUUAAAUGUGACUUAAAAGUUAAUUAAAAAUUUUCCAAAUGCUGAAAGAUUAUUAUGCUUAUAUCUUUCUUUUAUGUGUACCAACUGUACUGGUGAAAGAUAUUUUUCCUGGAUUAAAAUGAUUAAAAACCUAUUACAAUCUUCACUAUCAAAAAAUAAUCUGCAGAAUUUUGGAAUUUUGGAAAAAGAAUUAUGCAUAGAUGAAAAGGAUAGACAAUAGUGAACAGUUGCAAUGACGGCAAUGACUUAUUUUAUAAUAAAUAUACAUAUUUUUUAGUAUUUACUUAUAAUUUCAAAAUCUAUUUGAUACAAUUAUGUAUGAAAUAUUAUUUAUAUUUCAUAAAUGAAAUUAUAAAAAUAAAAAUUACUUUUAAUUUGUUGUUAAGAAAUAAGGCAGAGAUAUAGGAUAGGUGUAUACCUUUUUUUUACUCAUUAUGGCCAAUUAGGAUCGUCUGACUUAUUUGCUUAAGGCCCAUGAAGUACUUACUUUGUCACUGGGUGUAGGUAAAUAAAUAAUAUAAAUAAAUAGUAAACUGCUAUCACCACUGCAGUAGUGCUGCUGUUUACUUUUUCUCUACUACUACAGCAAUAGGGCACCUGCCGCCUGUGAGCACCUUUAAAAAUUCCUUUAGUAGUUAGAAUAUGUAAAUAAGUACUUUGGUGUUGAUUUUUUUCAUUUUCACCAAUCCUUCAAUGAUAUAUAUUACUUUAAAGUUUUAUUUAAGUUGUUAUUUGCAAAUCAAAAGUAAAUAGAAGUUUUACCCCCAAAAUAAGUAUUGUAACAUUUUAAAGCUACUUGUUUCUCGAAUUUUCAAAAAAAAAAAUAAAAAUAUGUAUACUUUUCUAGAUAUUGCAAUGGAUUUAUCUUUCUGAGUUGUUCUAUAGUAUAGUAAAUACUCUUCUUUUUACAUUGUGUCUUCAUUGCUAUAUUAUGUUCCAGACAGAGAAAACAAAUUAGUAUACAAGACCAAUUAAAAUUUGAAUUUUUACUGCAGGAGUUUUCAGAACUUGAGUAUGAAGUAAAUGGUCUAGAAAAAUUGGAAUAUAAUAUAUUAAAUAAAGUAUUUAACAUGUUUGUGGAUUUACCAGAAAGUGUAGUUAUUAAUGUACCUCGGUUUCAAGACCCAUCAUCACGGUCUGCUCUUAAAACAAUGAUGCAUAAAUUAAAAAAUAAUAUAAAAGCCGCUAAAGCACGAUUAAAAUGUCAUCAAAAAGUUCCAAAAAGAGUGCGAUGUUCAUAUAUUUCAAAUAGCAAAGAUAAAGAAAAAGACAAUGUAAAUAUAACUGCAGAAAAAAUAGUGAAUGACAAUUAUAUACAACUUUCUAAUCAAAAGACAGUAUAUAAUUACAAUAAUGAUGAAUACAGUAAUAGCAAAUUAUCAAAUCCUGGAAGUGUUGAGAAAUUACAAAACGAAAAUGAAUUACAUAAGAAGAAUCAGAUUUGUAUACACUCUAAUUCUAGUAACUUAAUAUCAUUAAAACCUCAAUCUAAAUUUCAAAAACCAUCAUGCACUGUAACAUCAUCAAGUAUUAACUCUAGUAUUAAUUUAGACACUAAUUAUGAUAUUAGUUGCAAUAAAAAACCCACAGUUAUUUUAAAUUUACAUAAUCAGAAUACUACUUCAAGUACUCAAAUUACAAACACAAGUAAGUCAUAAAAUAUUACUUUAAAACCCAGAGAAUAUUUUUAAAUCUUGGUUAUGAAAAUAGUUCAAAGUUGUAUCAUGUUUAGUUAAAACUAAUGUGGUUUAUAUGUUUUAUUAAAUCAAUAGAUUUAUGUAAAGAUGAUCCACAUUACAUUGAUCAAACAACUACCAAUUAUGAGAUAAAAAAACAUUUAAUGGAUAUAAACUUGCCUGAAUUUGAGUUCACCAAAACUGACUAUGAUCAUUCAUGGGAACUUUUUGCUGUAAGUUCUUUGAUUAUUUCAUAGUUAAUACAUUAACAUAAUACAUAUUUAGGUAUUUAAACAAACUUUUGGACUCCGGAGUUUUCGUCCUAAUCAAUUUGAAGCUAUUAAUGCUGCUUUGCUUGGACACCAUUGUUUUAUAUUAAUGCCAACUGGAGGUGGAAAAUCUUUAUGUUAUCAAUUACCAGCAGUUAUAUCAAAAGGUGUAACUGUUGUGAUUUCCCCAUUGAAGUCGCUGAUUAUAGACCAAACUCAAAAAUUGAAAUCUCUAGAUGUAAGUAUUUUUACGGAUAACAAAUUGAAUUUCUAAGCUUAUUUAUUUCCAUAAUACAAAAAUACAAAGUAUUAGUACUUAAUUGCAACCUGAUAAGUUUAAUUCUUUAAAUUAUUGUAUAUAUUUCUACUAAUAUAAAAAUACUACUUUUAACAGAUACCAGUAGAACAUUUAUUAAGUGGUAUUACACAAGACAGUGAAAAUACAAUUUUGUCAAGACUUUGGGAAGCUGAACCAGGUAAAUUAUAAAAUUUUGCAUACUGAAGGUAUAUCUAUAUAUGUAUCAGUGAUUCCCAAUCUUCUUAGUUGUGUAGACCAUCAAUUAUGUAAAAAAAACUUUGAGGCCCACUAAACUAAUAUGCAGGUAAAAAUAAAAACACCUAUAUAUGUAUGUACGACCAAUAUAUAUAUAUAUAUAUAUAUGUAUGUAUAUAUAUAUGUAUGUAUACAUAUAUACAUAAUGUAUAUACUGCACAUACAUCAGUAAUUAUGAAAAUAUACUGUACAAAAAAAUUUUAAAAAUAUUUUUUAUAAAAAAAAAAGAAAUUUAUUAUUUAGUAGUUUUAUAUUAAAGUGUCUAUGUAGGUUUAUUUAAGUUAAUUUCAUAUGCUCAUACUCCAUACUAAGCAUGACAAAAUAUUAUAGAAUACUAGAUAAGAAAAUAACAAUACAAUUUUUAUAGCGUUAAUUAUCUGAUUAUUACUAAAUUUUGAAUGAAAUAUAGACAUUUAUAAUAUAGAAUUUGCCAACCUUAAUUGGCCUAUACUCUUGACCAACAUCUGCGACCCAAUACCACAUUGCCUGAGACCCAUAGGUUGGGAACUGAAUUAUAUAUCAUUUGAAACAAUAUAAUUUAUUUAUUUUAGGAUACUUUUAACAUUAUAUUUAGGAUAUUUUUAACAUUAUAACUCCUCCAUGGAUAUUCAUUGUAAUAUUAUAUUAUAAUAUAUAAAUUUUGGGUUUAAGAACUGAAAUUGCUGUAUGUCACACCUGAAAAAGUCGCAGCAAGUAAUAAACUAACGCAAGUUUUAAAUAAUUUGUACUGCAGAAACUUAUUAGCGCGAAUAGUUAUUGAUGAAGCUCAUUGUGUGUCACAAUGGGGUCAUGAUUUCAGGUUAGUACACAUUGCAGUAAUUUAUUUUAAUAUAUCAAACAUAUUUAUUCAUAAUCAAUAUUAUAAAUUUUGUUAAAUAGACCAGACUAUAAACGAUUAGGUGUGUUCAAACAAAAUUAUCAAAAUGUUCCUAUAAUGGCAUUAACUGCUACUGCAACACAACGUGUUCGGAAAGACAUUUUACAUCAGCUUAAUAUCCAAGAAACAAAAUGGUAUACAAAUAAUUAUAUUUCAUAAUCUUUUGACAUACCAAAAAAAAAAAAAAAAUUGUUAGUGAAAUUGUAUUUAGUAAAACAGGUUUAUGUAAAUAAAUAAUUAUUAUAUUGUGUAUAUUGAGACUGAUAAACGCCAUAAGUGUUGUCUUGCUCCAACUAGCGAAUAAAAUCUACCUUUUGCAGUCUGCAUAGAACUUGCUUAAUUUUUGUUUUUAGAGUAAAAGCACCUACAAUAAAAUUAAAAGAGUGCAAGAUGUAAAGGCAUAUGAGUUUUUCCUAUUAUUUUAGUUAUUUUUUGAUAUAAGAUUCAAUACUUCAUUAAGAAAUAAAAAUUAAUUCAUUGAUUUUAAAUGAUUGUAACAUUUCAAAAAAUGAAUUUUAAGAACAAAAACAUAUCUUGCCCUGUGGAAUAUUGUCCUCUUUUUUUUUAGUAAAAAGUUCAUUUACUCUAAAACCAAAAUUAAGCCAUAUUAAUUGCUAUAUUUCCCAUUAGCUGGACUGAGAAAGCACAUGCAGGUAUAGUGUCCUCUUAAUUAAUAAUAAUAUCAUGUUUUUAAAGGUUUAUAUCCAGUUUUAAUAGACCUAAUUUGGUUUAUGAGGUGAAUCCUAAAAAAGGUGCUACUACAUUAUUAGACAUUGCUAAACUUAUAAAAUCUAAAUUUGCACGUCAAUCGGGUAUAAUUUACUGCAUGACAAAAAAAGAAUGUGACAAUACUGCUAAAAUAAUGGCUAGAGAAGGAAUUAAAGCAGUGAGCUAUCAUGCUGGAUUAUCUGAUAAAAAAAGAAAUGAAGUUCAAAUCCAAUGGACUUCUAAUAAAUCUAAUGUAAGACACCAUUAAUGAAAUAAAUAAAUUUAUAUUUACUGUUUUAUGUUUUAAAAUAUUUAUUUCAGGUAGUUUGUGCUACAAUUGCUUUUGGUAUGGGUAUUGACAAGCCCGAUGUACGAUUUGUUAUACAUUAUUCAUUACCACAAUCCAUUGAGGCCUAUUAUCAAGAGUCUGGUAGAGCUGGUCGUGAUGAUGAUGUAGCUUAUUGUUUGUUGUAUUAUAACUAUUCUGAUAUGCAUCGUAUCCAAAAACUCAUUGAAAGUAUGCAGAACAUUUUUAUUUGUUUAAAAUAUAUACAAUAAAACAUUGCUAUUACAAUUAUAAUCACACCUACUUAAUAAAUAGUUAAAUUAAAUAAAAAAAUCAGAAUAUAUAUGUAAAAUAAUAUUUUGUUGGUCUGGGGUAAUCUUGAAAACUACUGAAUUGAUUGACUUGUUUUUUUUUUUAAUUAUCAAAAUCAUUUUUCUUUAACAAUGGUUUAUUGGUGCUUACAGACAUACAUUAAAUUCCCAUCUAUACUACCUUCCCAACUUCCCACCCAUAUGAGUGGUGUGAUAUUUUAUCACCUUCAAGUUUUAUUUUCUCGACAAAAAGUAGCUUAUGGUUUUCUCCAAGGUCACAUUUAUUUCUAUACCAAAGUUUAUCAAAAUCUGUUAAGUUGUUUUCGUGUAAAAAACAUCUAUACAUCUACACAAACUUUUACAUUUAUAAUACAUUUUUGAAUGGGAAAAGUCGAAAAUCAACUUUAUUAAUAGACUGAAUGUGCCUAAUGCAUUGUUUGUCUAAAAUCAACUUUGCAUUAUUAUCUUUCUAAUGAAACCAGUUUGGGGUACAUCGAUUGAAUGGUUUCAAAGUCUAUAAUUAAUGGACAUAGAUAGAAACAAUUUUUGUGUUUGAUAAAUAUAAAUAAUAUUUUUUAAUUAUAUUUAGUUGGAGGAGGAGCAACUUAUGAAUCCAAAAAAGUCCGCUUUCAUAAUCUUUGUAGAAUUGUGUCAUAUUGUGAAAACAAAACUGAUUGUCGCCGUGCUUUACAACUUAAUUAUUUUGAUGAGAAAUUUGAUAGAGAUAAGUGUAUUAAUAAUGAAAAGACUACAUGUGAUAAUUGUCGCAAUAAAGUAGAUCAUUUUAUAAUUAAAUAACUUUUUAAUAUACUGUUUUAUUUUGACAUCAGUUUUAAUAUUUGUUUUAUUUUAGAAUAUAAUCAAUAUAAUAAAUGUCACUAAAGAAAGUAUUGACAUAUUAAAUACUAUUCAAGAAAUUUGUGGAUUAGGUGAUAAUGAUUGGAAACAUAAUUUUACAUUUACUCAUUUUGUAGAUAUAUUUAAAGGGAAAAAAACUCCAAAAGUGAUAUUGCAUGGUAUAUUUUAUUAAUUUGUUAUUAAAAUAUGUAAUGUGCCAUAGACAAAUGAAAUUUUUGGUUAAAUAUUUUAUUUAUUUUACAGGUCAUGAAAAUUCUAAGAUAUUUGGUCAUGGCAUACAUUGGGAUAGACAUGAUAUUGAACGAUUAAUACAUAAAUUAAUACUUGAAGGUUAUUUAAGAGAAGAAAUGGUUGCUUCUAAAUCAGAUAUUAUGAAUGCAUAUAUUCGAAUUGGUCCUAAUGCUGAGAAACUUAUGAUGGGAUUAGUUAAUGUAUAUAUAUAUAUAUAACUAUUUAAAGUUCUUAUUAAAUUUAUUUGUUUUUUUUAGUUAUCACUUGUUUUAAAUCUAAAGAAGAAUACCAUAUCCAAUGAAUCUUUUUCCAGCCUUAAAGAUGAAACUAUAAAUCCAAUUCUCAAAGAAAUACAAGAAAAGUGCUACGAAGAUCUUAUGGAUGUUUGUCGUGGCUUAGCUGCAUCUUUAGAAAUCAAUACAAAUGCAAUUAUGUCUAUGCAAGUAAGUUUUUAAGAAAUAGAUUAACAUAGUUCGCUCACAAUGUCGUUUUGCUAAAAUGUAUAAAAUACUGCAUUUUUGACAGUUAUUUCCUGCUUUAUUAAACUUAAUAUAAUAUUAUAUAUUAUGUAAUAUAUAGAUGUUUAUGUUGGGAAAAUUUAACUGUAAAUGUAACAAUAUUGUCUUUCAUACAGUGCCAUCAUGAUAAGUGGAAACAUUCAAUAACUAUGUGCAGACUUAAUAUAUUUUAAUUCUAUUUUUUGGCCAACUAAUAAUCAUAAUCAGUUGCUGAUUAGCAGUCUAAUGUAUAGUUUAUAGGGUUCAGUUGUUAUCUUAUAUUGUGUGUUUAUUAUAAUUGUGGUCAUAUUACAGGUUUUGUGUUUCAUCUUGCCUUAGUUAUAAAUAUAUUGUGCACUCAUUUAUAUUUAUUUGUCGAUAGAAAGCAUUAUGGAAAACUUGUUAAAAUUAAUCAAACACUAAAAUUAUAAAUUUAAUAAAAAUUAAAUAUUAUGAAUUAAAAUUAAAUCAAAAUAAAUUGAUUAGUUCUGUUAAUGAUCCGAGUAGAAUUUUAAAAAAUUUGAAGAUGGUUUAGAAAAAAUUGCCAAUAAAAUAAUCAAAUUACACUUCUUGAAGACAAUUUCAAAACAUUAAAUAAAUGUAAUUCAAUGAAUUCUGAACUAAAUAUUAUUAAUAAACUUUUGACUCUGUGCAAAAAAUAUUAUAUUAUUUAAUUUGCUUGAAGUAGUAUCAAACUCUAAUAAUAGAAACUCUGAUGAUAAUCAAAUAAAAUCAAUUCUGAAUGAAUUAAAUCUUAAUUAUACGCCUAUAAAAUUUCACUGUCUAGGUAAAUCUGCAAACAAAGAUCCCCCUUUAAAAGUUACUUUUCCAGAGGCAAUUCAUUCUUUUGAUAUCUUUGUAUUUACUGAAACACGCCUCUUCAAUAAUGUCAACACAGCUAAACUCAGCUUUAUUAAUUUCCACACAUAUCAAAGUAACUGAAAUAAGAAUACUAGUCUAAUUUCUACUGAUGGUGGCGUUUUAAUUGCUGUUAAUGUUAACUUCACGUCUUAAUUGUUAUUUAACUUAGAAGAGAAAUUCAACCACAAAAAUUCAUUAAAAAAUACAAAAAUUAAUUUUUGGUCAAAAAUAAAUGAUGUCAUUAAAAAGAAAGUUGUUCUAAUGUGCAAUAUAAUCUAAUUUAAAAGAUGUAUAAUUAUGACUAUUCGUUGGCCAAAAAAAAAAAUACAAUUAAAAUAUAUUUAGUCUGCACAUAGUUAUUGAGUGUUUCCACUUAUAAGGAUUGCACUGUAUAAUAUAUAUGGUAUUAUAUGGUGUACAUAUUGGUCUAUUGUCUAUAUAAUGGUCUACCAUUUUUUUUUAUGCAUUUCAUCAUCCAGUAAUUAAAUACAAUUAAAUAUCAAUUACUAAUAAAGUGAAACAUUUUAUGCAUUAUUUCAGGCAAUUCGUUCAAUGGCACUAUUAAUGCCUGAAACUGAAGAAGAUAUGUUAAAAAUUGAUGGUGUUACUAAAUCAAAUUUUGAGAAAUUUGGCCUCCCACUAUUGGAAAUCAUAAAACAAGCAGCUGCAAAAAAGUCAGGUAUUAAUAAUUAUUAUUUGUAUACUUCUAAAUGGUGAGUAAAAUAGCACAAUCCUUAUCGAAAGAGAAAGAAUUUCAAAAACUAUAGAAUACAGUGAAGUCUGUCUUAACGGACACCUCUGUUAACAGACAAAAUAAUAAGAUCCCGGCAAAAUAUAGGCAUUCCAAUGUAUUUCGACCUAUCUAUAACAGACUCUAUUAUAGAUACGGAUAGUAAUAUUUUUCAUCAAUACCUCGAUAAUAAACAACUAUUUUAGUUCAAAAUCAAAUGUGUACCAUGUACAUACAUAUCAUGCACCAGUCUAUUUCAAAUACUGAUUAUGGCAGAACACGUGUUUGAUAAUAAGAAUCCAAUUAAUUGCAAGAAUGAAAAUAACGAAAAACAGGUAUAAACCUUAAAGACUAUUCAGUGUUUAUUACAUACCACUUCGCUAUUAUAGUAUUGUACAUUUUUCUCUGUUUGUUUUAAUUUUUUCUUUGCAAUGUCACCUCCUGUACCUAUCUAUUACCUGUCUAUAACGGUCAUUUUUUAUACAUUUUUAAGUAGACUCAGAAUGAGUUUAUAAGGAUUUGGAUUUUAAACUUAAGAAAAUAAACAACAAUUGUUCUAAACUUAGUUUAUUAUUUACACAGAUAUGACACAUACAUAGUUACUUGUCUCACACUUAGGUUAUAACUGGUUGAUUAGUGUCCCUCGGGUUCUCUUUAUAUACCUUAAGAAUCUUUAAUUAAGACAGUCACUAUUUUAAGUACAUAUCUGUGCUACUUUUCCUUAUCACGCUACAUAAUAUUAAUUAAUUACUUGCAACACAAAAUGAUAAUUUAACAAAAUACAAUUGAGGUCUUCCAGAUACAAUAUCAAUUGAAUACUAAUGACUAUGUUUUAUUACAUCUAUUAUAUUAGAUCGGGUGGUCCUAAUAAUCCCAUAACUAUCCAUUAUAUACAGGUUUCACUGUAUCAGUAAGAGUGUGUUUUAUUUCAAGUGUGAUCAAUAUUUAACAGUUUAAUCAAAAAGGUAAAAUAUUCAAUAAUAAAAUAGUGAAGUAAAAACAAAAUUAUUAAAAUGUUGAAUACUCUUAAAUAAAUAAAAAAGGACUGACCUACUUUGUAUGUAGGUGCAGCCAUUGUUGUAGGUGGGAAGUUGGGAAGAUAGGCUGAAGAUGGUAAACAAUAAACCAUUGCUAACGAAAAAACCACUCUAAGCAGAAUUCAAUUGAUAAUGUUACUUUGUCAAUAAUGUAUAUAUUAUGGUAAAAUGACUACAACAUGUGUUUCUAUGACAAAAAUAAUUGUUUAAAAAAGAUUAAAAUAAUUAAAAUUUAAUAAUAACAAAAAAUAAAUAAAAAUGGUUGCCAAUGACAACCUUAUUUUUAAUCUUUCAAUCUUUUUUUAACUAUAUGUUUAUUAUAUAUUUACUUACAGAACCAUAAAAAGAACAUAGACAUGUGAAUGAACCACAUUCUUUCUCCUAAAAAUGGAAAAUUAAUUUUUUUAUAGUCAAUUUAAUUAAAAAUGAAUUUGAAUAUGUAAUUAUUGAAAAACAUUGCUUUAUAUAUUUUGUUUAAAAACAGAAAUAGUACAUAUUAGAAGUAAACAUACCAAUGAUGAAGAUAAACAAAACAAUAGUGAAAAUUGGCAUCAAAUUGAUUCACCAAAUUAUGACGAUAUGGUUAACAGAAUGAUGGAGAAUAAAAGUUUAAGGUGUAGAAAACGAAAAGCAAGUUCUUCAACUAAAAGAACUAAACGUUUUAAAGGCAGAUCAAAAAAGUAAAUACUUUUUAACUUUAUAUAAUUAUGUAUCACCUAGUUUUCAAUUGUUAAUUGUUAUUAUAAAUUAUAAUAAUUCGAUCUGAUGCAAUUAAAUUUAUGUAUUUAGCAAUCUUACUUUAGAUAGUUGUUUUCUGUAUAUCCCAUCUUAAUUUUUUUCAUUGUCAUUUUUUAUACCCUGAUUAUCAUUAUAAAUAUCACUAUAAAUUAUUUAAUAAUCAAAAUUAAGUGUAAUUAAUAGAUUAAAUAUAAUUUUUUAUUAACCAUUUUUAAACAAAUUUAUUACAGAAAGUAUAAUUCCAAAACUUCAUCUACUUCAACUUCAACUAUGACCAUGAUACGCAAUACUGCACUUAGACUGAAUGCCAAGUUACGUCCGGUUAAAAAACCCGGGUAUUUACCAGUUCCAAAACAUAAUUCAUUAGUACAAAAAAAAGAUUGACUCUUAAAUUUAAUAAUUACUACUAAACAUAAUUUUAUUUUAUGAUCACUAUUACAAUUUAUACUGGCAUUUAAGUUCUGAACAUAAAGGUUUUUAUACUAUAUUGUGUGCUUUU